AUGUCCAAUCACCCUUUUCAGUUUAGUCUUCAGGAAAUGUCAUCCCAACCACUAGAAAGUAGUAUGUUGGUUUGCACAAAGGUGGAGCAAGAAAAGAAACCAAGGCCUAUAGAGCAAGCACAAAAAUGUCCAAGAUGUGGCUCUGCCAACACCAAAUUCUGUUACUAUAACAACUAUAGUCUCUCUCAGCCCAGAUACUUUUGCAAAUCUUGCAAAAGGUACUGGACUAAAGGUGGUACACUGAGAAACAUUCCAGUUGGUGGAGGCUGUAGAAAAAACAAAAAUUCAUCCUUAAAGAGAUCAAGCCAAGAUCAUGAUCAGUACUCCAUGACCAACAGGCCUAGUUAUCCACUGUCUUCAUUUACAACACUUUCAUAUGUAAAUGAUAUGUCAAUGAUGUGUAAUAACGUUCAUUAUGAUGCUCAUGGUGCACAAAGGGGUGGAUUUCUUGAAUCCCCGAGUGGAUUAAUCCACCAUAACUUGAGUUAUGGUAUUGAUAAUAAUGGAAACAUGGGGCAUGUUCAAAAUGAAGAAAUAUUGGGGUUAAAUGUGAGUGCAGAAAUGGGAAUGCAUUAUCAUCAAGAAAUGAGUUCCACAUUGGCCACAGUAAAGCAAGAGAUGUGGAACACUAUGGCAGCAAAAGGUGCAUUAGGCGGCCGGGAUCCAGUUGUUGAUCAGUGA
Molecule: messenger RNA, 681 nt
Organism: Lycium barbarum (goji berry)
Lineage: Eukaryota; Viridiplantae; Streptophyta; Magnoliopsida; Solanales; Solanaceae
Product: dof zinc finger protein DOF3.1-like
Exons: 2
Coding region: 1-681 (226 amino acids)
Biological process (GO): regulation of DNA-templated transcription
Molecular function (GO): DNA-binding transcription factor activity; DNA binding
Source: RefSeq, a predicted model, not a curated record